Molecule: messenger RNA, 594 nt
Organism: Anneissia japonica
Lineage: Eukaryota; Metazoa; Echinodermata; Crinoidea; Comatulida; Comatulidae
Product: mitochondrial import inner membrane translocase subunit Tim17-B-like
Exons: 6
Coding region: 134-523 (129 amino acids)
Biological process (GO): protein import into mitochondrial matrix
Cellular component (GO): TIM23 mitochondrial import inner membrane translocase complex; mitochondrial inner membrane
Molecular function (GO): transmembrane protein transporter activity
Source: RefSeq, a predicted model, not a curated record
UAUAAAUACCGGUGUAAGGCGAUAUAAUGUAUUCGGGGUCAUUUAAAAAAAAUCCUUAUUUUACUUAAUGCCAUUGGGGUUUCAACGCUAUUUUCAUUGUAAAGAUUGGUAGUUUCGCAACUUCGGCCAAAAAAUGGAAGAAUACGCACGUGAACCUUGUCCAUGGAGGAUAGUAGAUGACUGUGGUGGUGCUUUUUCCAUGGGUGUCAUUGGCGGUGGAGUUGUACAUUCAUUCUUAGGAGCACGAAAUGCACCAGCAGGUUUCAGGUACAGGUUGGUAGGAAGUUUUAUGGCAAUAAAACACAAAGCACCCAUUGUUGGAGGUAAGUUUUUGGGAUAUUGUUUUGGUGGAGCAGUAGCCAUGACAGGUUCAGCAAUCAUUGGUGGAGUCCUAUUGGCUAUGAUUGAAGGAAUUGGAAUUUUAAUGACACGAUUCUCUGCCGAACAGUUUAGACCAACUAAUCCACAGAUGGAAGACCCUUCACUUGCCAAUCAACAAACACCAUUAUCCCAAUUUCAAUAACAAAUCAUCGUAGCUACCAAAUCGCAUAUAAAUUAUAUCAGGGAGAAUUUAUAAUUUGAACCUUCUACAAG